Messenger RNA from Harpia harpyja (harpy eagle), 1179 nucleotides. It is a transcript of the gene TMEM97, whose product is annotated as transmembrane protein 97. The record is from RefSeq and is a predicted model, not a curated record. Gene Ontology annotation, cellular component: endoplasmic reticulum. The coding region runs from base 41 to 556 and encodes 171 amino acids. The transcript has 3 exons. NCBI's taxonomy places the organism in Eukaryota, Metazoa, Chordata, Aves, Accipitriformes, Accipitridae.
GGGCCGGGCCCGGGCCCGUAGGCGGCGGGGAAGCGCGGCGAUGGCGGCGGCCCCGCGCUGCCGGGAGCGGCUGUUCGCCUUCUACUUCCUCUCGCACAUCGCCGUCACGCUGCUGAUCGACCUGCAGGCGCUGCUGCCCGCCGGCCUCCACCCGCGGGGCCUGACAGAGUUGUUGCAGUGGUAUGCAGCCACCUUUAGAGACCCCAUGAUGCUCCAGCCCCCAGAGUGGUUUAAGGCGUUUAUAUAUUGCGAAGCCUUCUUACAAAUGCCUUUCUUCCCCAUUGCAGUAUACGCCUUCUUAAAAGGUGGCUGCAAAUGGAUAAGGACUCCUGCAAUUAUCUACUCCACCCAUGUAGCUACAACUUUGUUUGCUAUCCUUGCGCAUAUCCUGUUCCACGAUUUCUCAAAGUCUGAGCAUUUGGGACCUCAGACACAACGUGAGCGCCUGAUUCUGCUAUCUAUAUACAUGCCAUACUUGCUGAUACCACUUCUGAUUCUCUUUACCAUGCUCUACAACCCCUAUUAUAACCAUGUGGAGAAAAGGAAAAGGAAGUAAUCCACUCUAGAAGUUGUACGCACAACACUCCUACUGGUUUGGAUUCAGCCCCUGUGCUGACGUAGUCCUCUGGGACAAACAUCUGUCUCGUGUUGUUGGCUGCAACAGUUUUUACCAGAGCAUCUGGCUCCUGCAAGAAAAAUGUGAAUUGGUUUGAGUUCACAGCUCUCCUUCAAUCAGAAAUAGCUUUGGCAGACGCCUGUACUAGCAAUUCCACGUGGUUUCUGGGCACGCACGGGUGAAGGGACCUCCCUCCUCUCCCACUGUCUGUUUUGUGCGGUACAUCUGUAAUAGGAAAAUGAACUUUUCACCAUUUGAUGUCUAACUGUGUGACGGGCCAGGGGAGGGAAACUACAGCUGAUACUUUUCUUUCAAGUUCCCUUUUUCCAAGAUGACUGUUAGAAAACCAUUUAAGUAAGAAAUUUGUCUUCCAAGAGCAUAUUCUGUGAAAUCUGUAACUGGUUAUAUACAGAUUUGCAAAGCUAUGCUUUUAAAGCAUUUCAAAUCAUAUAAUAAUUCUUAACUUAGUUGCCCCUCCCUUUAAAAUUUCACCUUCCUUUGCUCUGCUUCAGUUUUGAUUAAUUGUAAAUGUCUAAUCAGUGAUAAACGUGAUGAAAUCUGGA